GAUGCACUAAGUUCAAUUUAUAAUCUAGUAUCCAUGUUUGGAGUGAACAUGAAUGAUACUAGUUCCGGGUCCUUCAUCAAAACCGAAGCUGGACUGGACAACACCGGAACCCUCCUGGACGAACCCACAAACGAAGGCCAACAGCUACUGGACACUUUCUGGCAGCGAUGUAUGGAAGAUUGUGUCAAUUUAAACCCAAACACUGAAUUCAAAGUACAAGAACUGCCUUUGGCCAGAAUCAAGAAAAUCAUGAAGCUGGACGAAGAUGUUAAAAUGAUUUCAGCCGAAGCUCCGAUUAUUUUUGCCAAAGCGUGUGAGCUGUUUGUAGCUGAAUUAACAACAAGGGCGUGGAUACACACAGAAGAAAGUAAAAGAAGAACUCUUCAGAAAACUGAUGUAGCUAUGGCAGUGUCCAAGUAUGACAUGUUUGACUUUUUGAUCGACAUCGUGCCUAGAGAUGAGAUAAAAGCAACACAGAAAACGAAAGGAACUAAUAUAACAGGAGGAGACCAAGUGCAAUAUCUGGUGCAGCUGCCUGCCUCUGCCUUGAAUGGAUCUAGUGGUGGACAGCCGAUCACUCUAAAUUUCGGAGGCCAACAAAUACUAAUCAACACUUCAGAAGAAGGGCAGAAUGGAACAAAUAAUGACGUCACUCAACUUGUCAACAACAACCAACAGCUGUUACAAAUCCCAAUGAGUCAAGUCAUGUACCAGAACAACUCAAAUGGCUCCUCUGAACUCGAAGAUUCAUCAGCGGGAGUUCAAAACCAGAUGCAGCAUAUGGGGUCAAGUCAGGACGGGGGUCAAGGUCAAAUGAUGAUGCAGACGCAAGGAGGCUCUACAAACUUUUACUGCCAAGAAGGCUCUGAUAUGUAGAAAGAAUAAUGCCUUCGGAUUGGUCUUGAAGUUAAAGUAGCGGAUUUGAAUGCUUCUCUGAAAAAAAAACAAGAUUUAUCCAAAAACUAAUAAUAUGACUCUACUUGGCUUGGAAUUCUAGCUAUA
This is a messenger RNA of Symsagittifera roscoffensis, 1002 nucleotides long. Its product is annotated as nuclear transcription factor Y subunit gamma-like. Lineage: Eukaryota; Metazoa; Xenacoelomorpha; Acoela; Convolutidae. The record is from RefSeq and is a predicted model, not a curated record. The transcript is spliced from 2 exons. The coding region runs from base 34 to 876 and encodes 280 amino acids. Gene Ontology annotation, molecular function: RNA polymerase II cis-regulatory region sequence-specific DNA binding; protein heterodimerization activity; DNA-binding transcription activator activity, RNA polymerase II-specific. Gene Ontology annotation, biological process: regulation of transcription by RNA polymerase II. Gene Ontology annotation, cellular component: CCAAT-binding factor complex; nucleus.